CUGUCAGGGACCUAGAGACCAUGUACUUGCUACACGCUCCAUGAUUAAAGAAGGACGAUUCCCAAAGCCGAAAGGAAGAGUCCCUAAACGAGCAACUUUCGCGACGCUCCCUCACUUGAACUCCAAGAAGUGAAGCUUGUGAAUUUAGAACAACAUUUCCCAUGCUGCAUUGAAUAUGACCCGGAAGUUUAAAUCGCGCUCUCGCCGGGAGAAUUAAAGGUAACGUGAGGAUUAUUGGUCUGCUGGAAGCUGAUGAGAACAAAACUCAAGCCAUGCCAAAGUGGUAAUAGAAGAAAUCUUGGGAAGAAACAUUUUGCCUUGUACUUGAGAUAACUAGUAGGCCUGUCAUGGCUCCUGUGAAGAUCAGCCAUGUGGUAUCAUUUUCCUCUCAGGAUCCCAAGUAUCCUGUGGAGAACCUGCUGAACCCAGACAGUCAGAGGGGACCUUGGCUGAGCUGCCCUCAGGACAAGAGUGGGCAACUGAAAGUAGAACUACAGCUGGAGAGGACAGUGCCCAUUAGCUAUAUCGAUGUUGGUAACUGUGGCUGUGCUUUCCUGCAAAUUGAUGUGGGCCGUUCUUCCUGGUCCCUGGACAGACCUUUUGUUACCCUGCUCCCUGCAACCAUGCUUAUGUCCCCCACUGAUUCAAAACAGGGAAAGAACCGCUCAGGGGUCCGAAUGUUUAAAGAUGCUUCAGAAGAAUCAUGGGAUCGACUUCGCCUGACUUGCUCCCAACCCUUCACACGUCAUCAGUCCUUUGGCCUGGCCUUUCUGCGUGUGCGUUCCUCUCUGGACACCCUAGCUGAUCCUGUGAUGGGUCCCUCAGCCCCUGGAAGCUCUGGGCUGAGCCAGUGCUCUUCAGAUCCUCAGAAAUCAGGCCCUACUCCCUGGCUAGCUAAUCCUUCUAUCCGGAGGACAUUCUUCCCAGAUCUCCAGCCGAGCACCAAGGAAGUUUCAGAGCUCAAAGAUAUCCUAAAGCAGCUGCAACCAGGAGCUCUGGGACGUUCGGCCCGCAUGGUGCUUUCUGCUGUGCACAGGGCCCCUCCAGUCAGUGUGGGAAGCCCGAAGAAUAACCACACAGAACCAGGUCCCAGUCAUACAGAGAGUACAGAGCCCAGAGCAGAGGUUCAAAACUCAGAGAAUGAUGUGGGCCGGGUGAAGAAACAGAAAGUGCAGGACCGAAGGCCUCUGUCCAACACCAACUCUCAGCGAAACAGGAGAGGGGCAGCAGGUUCGAGGCAAAGGGAACGCCGACCCCCGGCCCAAAACAAUGAAAUCCAGGAACAUGGGCAGUGCCCCAUUUGUGCAGGCUCCUUCAGCGCUGAGAUUCUUCCCCUGCACGCUGCCACUUGUGGAGACCCCUCCCCGCCUCACCCAGCUUCCCACUCCUCCUCAGCAUCUUCAUCCCCAUCUGUUCUGUGGGUGUCCUCCCCAGAGAGUUCGCCACCCAUUUCCUGGGUCCAGUGCCCUAUCUGCCAGUUGCAAUUCUCAGCAAGAGAAGUAGAAGAACAUGCCAGCAUGUGUGGGGAGGUUUUCCAGUUGUGAGCCAUGACGUCCUAUGACGUCGGCCCCACCCUCUAUGACAAAGACUGAGGAGCAGGUCUCUUCGUGACUGAGAAGGGCUAAU
This is a messenger RNA of Castor canadensis (American beaver), 1626 nucleotides long. The record is from RefSeq and is a predicted model, not a curated record. Lineage: Eukaryota; Metazoa; Chordata; Mammalia; Rodentia; Castoridae.